CGUGAUGGAAGAGUAGUACGGAGAAGUCGGAGCCUCACUUAAUCCCUCCCUGCUGUAUUUAUCUGCUUCUUUUGUGUCACCAGCUUAAGACGCUCACUCCCCCCACAUUGCAUCCCAUUAUAGAUGAAUCACUGAAUACCAGCUGGAAUGUGAGUGUCUUUUAGCCAGUAUUAUAAUUGAACACGUUUGACAGCUGAAACAAAGGCCAUAUGACACCUAUGCAAUGUAAACAAGAUGUUCAUGUGACUGUGAAGGUGUUUUUCACUUCAACUUUUAAAACUGCACCGACUGAGACGUGUGUUGCCUCGGCCGAGAGAUCAAACUCUCAGUGCGACGUCAAAAUGUGUUUCCUGAGAUAAAUCUUAUGAAAGUUUUUGAGUGAGAGAAGGCGGGGUGGGAGGGGUGGAGGCAGCUCAGCCAUCAUCACUCUGCAGCUCCUCCCACAGAGGGCAAUCACCUCCCUCCCGCUUUUGUUCACUCCCAUCACACGGAGGUUAAGUCACCCUCGGAGAGCUGCACAGUUCACCACAGAUAACCACAGGCUGCUCUCAGAGCGGAGCAACAGCACAGGUGUGACUGCAUCAGAGUGAGGACAUUCUCUCUACCUGUUAAUCAUCAGCCUGGCUCACACAUUCAUUUUGGUCUUUCAUCUCUGACGUUUGGCUGGCGCCUGGCUCUCUGCCUUUUACCUGCUUGUGCAUCUUCUGGAGAAUCAGACCUGAUCUGUGACAGAGCGGCACAUUUGAAUUGUGCAUCCACCAAGUGCCAGAGAAAUGAAUUUUGAUGAAAUUCUCCGUCUUAUCGGAGGCUUUGGGAAGUUCCAGAAGACCUUGUAUAUAUGGAUCUGUCUACCUCAGAUCUUUCUUGCGUUCCACAUGCUGGUUUCUGUCUUCACUUCAGCUGUUCCUCCUCAUUUAUGCCGCUCCACGUGGCCCUCAGCGGGUGCUCCGGCCUCUGUGAACUUCAGCUCUCUGACCACCCCGGAUGGCCGGCCUGACCUGUCCUGCUCGGUCCCCUUGAACCACAGCGGCGCUGUCAGUCUCGGGGAUGGACACCCUGCUGGGAGCUGCCAGGGGGGCUGGGAGUACAGCACCCAGACCUUCCAAAGCACCAUUGUCACUGAGUGGGACCUGGUUUGUGACAGUGCCAGCCUGAACAACGUGGGCUCCUCCAUCUACAUGUUUGGCCUCCUUGUUGGAGCCGUGGUGUUCGGGAGCUUAGCCGAUAAGUACGGUCGCAGGAUCGUCAUCCUCGUCAACCUGGCCAUCCAGGCUGUGUUUGGGGUCGGUGCCGCUUUCGCCCCCAAUUUUUACGUCUACGCUGCCCUUCGCUUUAUGGUCGGCACGUCCAUCUCCGGUGUCAUAAUGAAUGCGUUCGUUCUAGGCACAGAGUGGACGGGGGCCAAGCAGCGGAUGCUGGCCGGUAUAAUCACGGACUACUUCUUCGGUUUCGGCUACAUUUUGCUGGCUGGAGUGGCGUACCUCAUCAGAGACUGGCGUAAACUGCAGCUGGCUAUUUCAGCACCUGGCUUCCUCUUCAUCUUCUACAUCUGGGUGCUGCCAAAGUCGGCUCGCUGGUUAAUGGCCAACGACAGGAAGGAGGAGGCGUGGGAGCUGAUCCGGAAAGCGGCGCAGAUGAACGGGAAGCCCCUCACCAAAGAUCUGGAGAUGUCUGAGAUGUAUAAAGUUGAAGACAAAACAGAGCUGAGGAAAAAACACUCGUUCAUAGACCUGGUUCGGACCCCGAAAAUGAGGAAGCAGUCUCUGAUUGUUUUUUAUCUCUGGUUUGUGAACGUGCUCGUGUACUACGGCCUCUCCCUCAACAUCUCCGACUUCGGGAUGAACAUCUACCUGACCCAGUUGAUCUUCGGCCUGGUGGAGAUGCCUGCACGCACCAUCACCCUGUUCACCCUCAACCGCUCCCGCAAAAUCUCCCAGCUGGCUUUCCUGGCGGUGGGCGGCACCGCCUGCCUGCUGACCAUCUUCAUCCCCAGUGAUCUGUCUAUCAUCAAAACAGUCCUGGCCAUGAUCGGGAAGUUUGGAAUCACAGCUUCUCUGUCCAUUAUUUAUGUCUACUCGGCUGAAGUGUUCCCCACUGUCAUCAGACAAAAUGGGAUCGGCAUCGGCUCCAUGUGUGCUCGGACUGGAGGCGUCCUGGCUCCCAUGAUGUACCUGCUGAGGAGCAUCAGUCCUCAAGCUCCCAUGGUGCUGUGCGGUCUCUGCCCCCUGCUGGGCUCGGCCCUCACCCUGCUGCUGCCCGAGACGGCCAAUAAGCCGCUGCCUGACACCAUCGAAGACAUCGAGGGAACCAGCCUCAGCGAGGAAGAUGGCGGCGUGAAGCUCGUCAUCUUCGACGCGUCUCUGAGGAACACGAACGCAGGCAGCAGCAGGAUGGACUGACAAACGCCAGCGGCACCGCAGCCAGUGUUUUUCAGGACUAUACCAAAGACACAAGUCUAUGCUUCCAGUGGAAGUCAGGAUCAGUCUUUGUUUUGUUUUGUUUGUGGGUCUUUGCAAGACGCCCAAAGUUUGUGCUCAAGUAUUUUUACUCUUUUUCACUUUUUACUUUUGUUCAAGUUUGUUUUUAUACAUUGUCUUCCAGUGUGUUAGAUAUCAUCAGCUGACUCUUUGUCUUUUUUGAUAGCUGAAUGAAAUUACUCACUUUGAUUGUUGUGUAAUGUUAAGAAAGAAACUUACUCCAUAUGUAAGGAGUCGCUAGGAGCUGAGGAUUCAGUCUUUAAGCUGCCAUAGCAUCUGUAUUUUGAAUUUCAGGUAACGCAGAUUUAUUAUUUUUUAGGUGAUUUCAUUGAAAAGACACAAGUGUGUCUUUUCAAACUGCCUCAAUUUACAGAAAUCACAGCGCUUCAGGCAUUAAAACUGCAGUAAUUAUUUUUGAGCACUCGGUGGCAGCAGAACAAACUGUAAACGCAACACUGACAUCACAAUGUAAAGCUGUUUCAGCAAACAAUCCCCUGUUUACGCAUCCAGUGAACAGAGUCAUGCUACCUCAUGAAUGUGAGUCCAGUGUUCAGCCCUGGUCUGGAAAAGAAAUCUUCUCUUCAGCUGCUAAAUGCUCCACUGUCCUCACUAGCUAAAUACUAACUUUGUCUGUCUGUGGUUUUGUGCUGAACGCGUCGUGGACAUUAUGUGUAUCGCAGCUUUUUUGCUGAAAGCAGCUGCCUGACGGCAAAAAGAUAAAACAAUAAGCUAAAAGAGGCGAAAAAGCUGAGAAAGGGAGAAAAUUAUCCGGUUAUGUCAAGAUAACCGGAUAAUUAUCUCGUCAUCUUGGGACCACAAAUUUAUAAACAUGAAUCCUUCCUUCCUAGUUUUGAAUCCACGGCGCUGUAAGGUGUCUCCUGUCAGCUCAGUGCAGCCAGGGAAAACUGAUUGAUUACCAGUGUUAUCUGCACCAGCCAUGCCAACCUUUUACUUUGUGUUUUCCCUAUGAGUUGGAAUAGAAACUCACUGGCACAAAGUCCAGAUUAUAAACAAAUCUGAAAGUCAGACAAGGAUGAAGGGAAGUGAAGCUCUGGGUGGGAGGUGUGGUGAAAGGUGAAAUGUACUGUAUGUCUUUUAUUUUUAUUCAAUUGAAAUGACUGACAAUAAACAACAACUGAAAAAUAAUGUAAAUUGCAGAAAUAUACAAUUUUCAAUGAUCAAGUAAUAGUUUUGUUUUUAAAUCCCUAGUUCAAUUGUUCCAUCCUUUAAUGUCUCUGAAAUGAAGCAACUUAAAUGUCAAUAAAACUGUAAAAAACGGA
Molecule: messenger RNA, 3757 nt
Organism: Seriola aureovittata
Lineage: Eukaryota; Metazoa; Chordata; Actinopteri; Carangiformes; Carangidae
Exons: 10
Coding region: 774-2399 (541 amino acids)
Biological process (GO): transmembrane transport
Cellular component (GO): membrane
Molecular function (GO): transmembrane transporter activity
Source: RefSeq, a predicted model, not a curated record